AACCGGGUCAGGAGAUGUCUUCAGAAGCAAGAUCCCAAAAUCGGGGAGGUUCAGUGCGGAAUGGGACCUGGAGAAACAGCCCCCUGAAGUACAAGUUCAAGUGGCAAGAACGUGGUCCAACACUGCUACCUCCCUCGUUGGGUUGGAGACGCAAUGAUGAGACUCUACUGAGUAACAGAGCGACCAAACAGCAAUUCCUGUACUGCAGCAUCGGAAUUGGAUUCCAUCUGCAGAUCCUUCCCAAUGGCAGAGUCAACGGAGCUCAUGAAAGUAAUCACUAUGGUAUUAUGGAGUUAUUUUCAGUGAAGAUUGGGAUUGUUGUCAUUCGAGCUGUGGUCACUCGGCUAUUUCUUGCAAUAACCAGUCAAGGAAUCCUAUAUGGGUCGGUGAACUUCACUGAAGACUGUCUCUUCAAGGAGCAGAUGGAGGAGAAUCAUUACACUACGUACUCGUCUCACACACAUCCCCGGCUUUAUGUGGCUUUAACCAAAAGAGGGGGACCUAAAAAUGGCAGCAAAGCUCAGCUUCACCACCCCAGCACACACUUCAUCCCCAGGUUGGUCAGUGCUUCCUGAAGAACAGUCCAUUCUGAAUGAGUUUAACAAAACCUGAUGUAAAUUUUCAUCGAAACUUUGAAUGAGGAGCAGAGAAACCACAGAAUGAUGUGGGUGGUAAUAUUUUGGAGAAAUACUUUCCUUAAAUUAUAUUUAUGUUGGAAUUUGCACAAAUCGUUUGUUGUAGCUGGGCUCUGGGUGACUCAUGUGGUGACUGUAAAUUUUCAUGGAGCUGUGUCAGAGGAGCCUGUACUGAGUCACUGUCCAGUUCCUAAACAUUGAUGGAAAAAGCCUGUGGAGUUGGAGGUCUGCUGUUUGUUUUGGUAAGAACUCAUUGAAAACCUGAAUCAUGAAUGAAGAACAAAUAACCCUUUGCAGAUAGAGAGACGUGGAAUCUAAAUAAGAAGGAAAUUGUUGUCCAUUUAUAAAAGGCAUUGACCAUUCAGAGAAUCUGAACAAAGACUGGCCAAUGCAAUUUAAAGAUGGUGUUGUAAUUGUAAUUAACACCCAAACAGCCUGUACUUUCCAUCAUUCUCUGCGGUUGAGAACAUGACAUGGGUGAAUGUGCUGAGGGUUUCAGGCUGGUCAUCACUCAGUCAUUGAGAGUUUCCCAAAAGAAAUGUUUCCUUCCCGGGUUCAAAAUAAACAA
Molecule: messenger RNA, 1203 nt
Organism: Hemiscyllium ocellatum (epaulette shark)
Lineage: Eukaryota; Metazoa; Chordata; Chondrichthyes; Orectolobiformes; Hemiscylliidae
Gene: fgf9
Product: fibroblast growth factor 9
Exons: 5
Coding region: 15-575 (186 amino acids)
Biological process (GO): animal organ morphogenesis; positive regulation of cell population proliferation; regulation of cell migration
Cellular component (GO): cytoplasm
Molecular function (GO): fibroblast growth factor receptor binding; growth factor activity
Source: RefSeq, a predicted model, not a curated record